AUGUGGCAGCGGCUGGUGGACGCCGGGGCCGACGCCGGCGCCAAGGACAACCGCGGCCGCACCGCCGACUACUACCUGGAGAAGUCGGACGAGCUUCGGUUGCCCAACUCGCCGCAGCACCCUGCCGAGUCGCGGGGCAAAACUACUGACAGCCUGGUGGUGAAGCCGGCCAACAUCCGCAUCUGGAUCCACGACCGCGACAUGGCCAAGCUGCAGCAGCUGCUGUGGGAGGGCCACGGCGCGCGACUCCGCAACCAGACCAGCAAGUACCCCAUCGUCAAGCGCUUCCUGGAGGGCGUGCCGUUCGUCAUGGGCGCCAUCAAGGACGUGCACGCCGCGGCCGUCAGCGGCGACGUGGACGCCUUCGUGAAGCGGUCCGCGGACCCCGUGCCCAAGGACAUCCUCACCAGCAAGGACUCGAACGGGCUGACGCCACUGCACAAGGCCGCGGGGCUGGGCCACGGCGCCAUCGUGGACGAGAUCCUCCAGCGCGCCCCGAACGCCGCGUCCGUCACGGACUCGGAGGGCCGCACCGCGCUGCACUACGCCGCGCUCCCCAAGGACGGCGGCGAGGUGUACAACAAGAUCGUGCGCGCGGGCGCGGACGAGCUGGCCCAGGACCACCUCGGUCGCACCGCCGAGCACUACAGGAGCAAGCCCAGCGACAUCGACGCGGCCCUGCUGCGGGUGGUGCCCGACGCGCCGCGGACGUCCGCCAUCUACCCCCCGGGCUGGGACUGGAACGUCAUCAGCGACCCGACGGCAAGGGUGACGAACGGCCGCCGGGUGUACGAGAACGGCGACAGCGAGAGUGCCAGUUCGAGAGACAACGAGGACGUUGUCACGCCGCAGGGCAGUGCGGAGGGGGGCGACGCCCCCAGUGAGGAUCAGGGCGGGGGGGAGGUCAACGGCCAGGAUGGCGACGAAGCUGCGGCCGAGGACGCGGCGCCCACGGAGGCGGCCGCGGCCUCGGCCGACCUUUUAGAGUCCGCUGGCGAAGUCGCUGAGGCUGCCGUCGAGGCCGCCGAGACUGCAGCUGCCGAGGCCGCAGAGACUGCAUCUGCCGAGGCCGUAGAGACCGCAUCUGCCGAGGCCGCUGACGACGGGGAUGGAGCGGCAGAGGCCGCCGCGGCUGCUGAAUCUGUUUCUGAGGACGCGGACGCCCCCGCCGAAGCCGCUGGCGAUGCCGAAGUUAGCGAGGUAGGCGGUGGCGAUGGCGAAGGCGGGGUUGAGGUGGAGGACAACGGCGAGGUAGGUGGCGAGGACCCAGAGCCGGAGGAGGGCGGCGAAGAGAGGGACGAGGACGCCGAGGAGGUCGUCGUGGAGAUUAGGCAGGAAGAGCAGCAACCCGAAGCCUCAGACGAGCAACCGGAGGGGGAAGCUUCUGAGGAACAACCUGAAGGAGAAGCUUCUGAGGAACAACCGGAAGGGGAAGCUUCUGAGGAACAACCGGAAGGAGAAGCUUCUGAGGAACAACCGGAAGGGGAAACUUCUGAGGAACAACCUGAAGGAGAAGCCUCUGAGGAACAACCGGAAGGAGAAGCUUCUGAGGAACAACCGGAAGGAGAAGCUUCAGAAGAUCAACCAGAAGGUGAUACCCCAGAAGAAGCCUCAAGGGAACAACCUGAAGCGGAUGACCCGCAAGCUAGUCCGCAAGGGGAACCUGAAGGGGAAGCCUCGGAGGAACAACCGGAAGGGGAAGCCUCAGAAGAACAACCGGAAGCGGAAGUAGAGGCAACCAAUGAGGAGGUGUCUCAGGACGAACGCAGCGCCGCCCCAGCUGAAGAGGCCGCGGGCGACGACGGGGAGUCCGGAGACGUCCCUGGAGAAAAAGAAGAUGGGGACGGUGACGGAGGGGAAGACGGCGGGGAGGGUGGUGAUGAGACUGGUGCGGGUGGUGGUGACGGCGACGCAGCGGACGGUGCCGGCGAUCAGGCCGACGAUGAGGCCCAGGACGGCGCUGACGGGGGCUCCGAGGCCGCCGCCGACGCCCCGUCGGACGAGCCGACCGCGGAGGAGAUCGCGACGGUGUCGCUGCUAGCGCCGGGGGUGCACCGCCGCCGCCAGCGCUUGGCGCGCAUCGUCAAGGCCAUCACCAUGCAGAUAUACAUGGUGGAGCGCGCGGCGGCGCGGCGGGAGGUGGACGCGACGGCGCCCAAGCGCGAGUCGCUGGCGCGCGCGCGGGCCCGCUGCCUGUGGCGGCUCGCCGACGUGGUGGUGGUGCGCACGCUGCGCUGGAUGCGGCAGGGCUGCCCGCUCGAGGCAGACACCGACGCGGCCGACGAGGUGGCCGAGGUCAUGGAGGACGCGGAGCAGCUGCUGGCCGUGUACUUCCCCGGCCACGGCGAUUGGCGGCUGGACCGCGCGCGCUACAUGUGGUCCCUGCUGCGCAAGGAGGUGUUGGACAUGUCCGACCGCACGAGUGACUUAAGCGACCCGAGCGACGGCCUUGCCGACGUCCGCGACGGCAGCGCGAACCUGCACUGGGCCAAGCUGCGCCGGCAUCUCGCCGAGGUGCUGGUCUUGGGUGGCCGCGGCGAGGACGGCGACGACUCAGGGUAUGUAACCACCCGCAUCAAGACCGUGUUCACCUAUGUGUAG
Molecule: messenger RNA, 2601 nt
Organism: Thrips palmi
Lineage: Eukaryota; Metazoa; Arthropoda; Insecta; Thysanoptera; Thripidae
Product: retinitis pigmentosa 1-like 1 protein
Exons: 10
Coding region: 1-2601 (866 amino acids)
Molecular function (GO): protein binding
Source: RefSeq, a predicted model, not a curated record